AUGGUUAUCCCGAGCCCAUUCGUUUAUUGGGCCCAAACAGACAAAACUAUAUCACUAAAAAUUGAUUUAAAAAAUGUGAUCAAACCCGAUAUUAGUGUAGGCGAUAAUAAUAUAAAGUUUAAGACUAAAGGUAUCGGUGCCCACGGAGAAACCAAUUAUGAGUUUAGUUUGGAUUUAUUUUCGUCUGUUAAACCGACAAACGAAGCUACAACAGUUCGCAUCUUCGACAAUAGAGUAGAUGUCGUCAUUCAGAAAGAGAAGCCGUCCUGGUGGCCACGUCUCACUGCUCAGCCACAGAAGCCAGCAUGGCUUAAGAUUAACUUUGAUCUAUGGAAAUCUGAGGAUGGACAGGAAAGUGAAGAAGAACGGAAUGUUAUGCAAGACUACCCUGGCUUGUAUGAUACAUUACAAAAGGAAGAAAUGGGAUAUCGGAAAGAGGAUUUCAAGAAAGUCUACCUAGUUAUGUACAAUCUAUUCCAAUUUAUUGGAUACACUUAUGUAUUGUGUGUCAUCGGAAUACGGUAUGCGAAAUUGGAAUAUGAUUCAGUUGCCGAUACUUAUGAACAUGUCGGUCCAGCCAUGAAGUUCCUACAACUUAUGAUGUUUUUGGAGGUCAUGCACCCUAUGUUUGGUUACACAAAGGGUGGUGUACUUGUACCAUUUCUUCAAGUCAGCGGUCGGGCGUUUAUACUCUUUGUUAUGAUUGAAUCAGAGCCUCGAAUGCAGACGAAACCUGUUGUGUUUUAUCUUUUCAUACUUUGGAGUACUAUUGAAAUUGUCAGAUAUCCAUUCUACAUAGCUCAGUUGUAUAAGAAAGAAAUAUAUAUAUUGACCUGGCUGCGUUAUACUAUGUGGAUACCAUUAUACCCUUUGGGUAUAAUGUGCGAGGCCAUAGUAAUUUUAAGGAAUAUACCAUAUUUUGAGGAAACAUUGAAAUUUACGGUAUCUAUGCCCAAUGAAUGGAAUUUCGCUUUCCACAUGCCAACGUUUUUACGAGUCUACUUAUUAGUACUCACAUUCCCUGGCAUGUAUUUCGUUAUGAGUCACAUGCAUAAAUUGAGAACAGUGAAAUUGAAACCAAAGAUUGUUAUAAAGAAAUGUAAAUAA
This is a messenger RNA of Danaus chrysippus (African queen), 1107 nucleotides long. The record is from the annotation of a GenBank genome assembly. NCBI's taxonomy places the organism in Eukaryota, Metazoa, Arthropoda, Insecta, Lepidoptera, Nymphalidae.